Daucus carota subsp. sativus is the source of this 1158-nucleotide messenger RNA. RefSeq names its product zinc finger protein ZOP1. Gene Ontology annotation, molecular function: RNA binding; zinc ion binding. Lineage: Eukaryota; Viridiplantae; Streptophyta; Magnoliopsida; Apiales; Apiaceae. Gene Ontology annotation, biological process: mRNA splicing, via spliceosome. The record is from RefSeq and is a predicted model, not a curated record. The transcript has 5 exons. Bases 170 to 925 code for a protein of 251 amino acids. Gene Ontology annotation, cellular component: nucleus; precatalytic spliceosome.
GCCUUGAAGCGGAUCGGCUUUUAAUUUGCGGGUCAUUCUCAUUCUCAAGAACGAGAGAUACAAAGAAAAGUUGGUACUUAAUUAGGGUUUAAUAACUCGUUUUCAAUCAUAGCUCACAUAUAAAUUCGACCCCAAAUCUGAAAAAAACUUUAGUUCCCCUUCUGCAGCCAUGACUGAGUAUUGGGUCAGCCAGGGUAACAAAUGGUGUGAUUUCUGCAAAAUCUUCAUAUCCAGCAACCCUAUCAGCAUUAGAAAUCAUGAGCUCGGCCAACGUCACAAAGAUGCUGUUGCAAAAAAGAUUACCACCAUGAGACAAGAUAAAGCUGCUAAGGACAAAGAAGUGAAGGAAGCUGCUCGUUCCCUCGAACAGAUUGAAGCGAAAGCUCAACGGAGCUAUCAGAAAGACAUAUCAACUUUCAAAGAGGCCAGAAAUUCGAAUGCACAAGCAUUAGUCUCUCAAGAGGAUGGUCAAGGGGCCUUUAAGGGAUCCACGAUUUCUGCAGAUUGGGAGUUUGACAGCGCUACAGGCUAUUACUAUGAUCAACUGAAUGGUUGUCACUACGAUCCAAAUUCUGGCUUCUAUUACACUGAUGCUAUAGGCAAGUGGGUUACAACACAGGAAGAGGCACUUUCAGCACCUCGAAGUUCUUCUAGUUCUGUCAAUCAGAAAUCCAUGUUUAAAAAACCAUUAUUAUCUUCUGACAGUAAACCUGAUGUUAAAAAUAGAACCAGUUCCCCAGCAUCUGUGAACCCUGCCAGAUCUGCAAAAGGCGCCCCUUCAUCUCUCAUGGUUCACAAGAGGAAAAGGCAAGAUAAGCCAAAAGCUAUAUCUGCAGAGGAAGUUGCCGCGCUCAAGGCAAGAGAGGCUGCAAGAAAGAGAGUUGAAGAUAGAGAAAAGUCAUUACUUGGUCUGUAUAAGCACUGAAAUAUAUAACAUAACCGCCUUCAAUCAGUCUCAAUUUUAACACCCAAGCUUUGAGCAAUUUAUAUUUUCCAAUAUAUUUCAAGAAUGUCAUGCUUGUGUUGGAAAUUUCCUUCAUUAUCAUGAAAAGACAUUCAUUUGCUAAAAUGUUCCGGCUUGGGUCAUCGAGUACUUUCAUGUUGAGCAAUUGACGGUGAUGUAUCAUAUCGUUCAUUGUGGGAUUAUCUUUACUUGGA